GAUAAAAACAAGAAUUUAAUUGAUAAAAGAAAACAAAUCGUCAAAAAAUUAUAAAAUUGUUUAUAAUAACAUAUAUUUUUAUAAAAUUGUAUUAAAAUCAAGUGCUUUCAUAUAAUAUGCUUUAGCUAUGUGGAUUAUUUACUCUAUAAUCAUACACAUUCUGCUAUUGGGCUCUAUAUUUGUUAUAUAUUUUCGUUCACCGGUCAUUACUAAUCUUCAGCCCUAUAAAAAUAUUCCUCUAGAGGCUCCAGCAAAACGUUUGGUUUUAAUUGUGACCGAUGGUUUAAGAGCAGAAUCUUUUUAUCAUGAAAAUUUCAAAAAUGUACCGAACAUUAAACAUCUAAUCGAUAGCCAAAAGGGAGUGUAUGGCAUUUCCAAGACCCGAGUACCAACCGAAUCAAGACCUGGUCAUAUUGCCCUUAUAGCCGGUCUAUAUGAAGAUCCUUCGGCUGUUACUAGAGGCUGGAAAGAGAAUCCUAUUGAAUUUGAUACUGUAUUUAAUAGAAGUGCUAAAACUUAUGCCUGGGGAGCCAAUGAUGUUUUACACAUUUUCUCGAGACUCUCUAGAGAAGAUGAAAAACGUUUAUUCUUUGAUUCAUAUAAUCAUGAAUUGGAUUUUUCGGGUAAAGAGAAAACCUAUGAAUUGGAUAAAUGGGUUUUCGAUAAAGUGGAAAAGUUUUUACAACGUAAAAGGGAGGAGUUACAGCCAGAAAGUCAAGUUAUAUAUUUUCUGCAUUUAUUGGGUUUAGAUACUGCUGGACAUGUGCAUAAACCUAAUACAAAGUUAUUUUUGGAAAAUUUACAUUAUACUGACAGAGGUAUUAAGGAAAUGUAUGAACUGUUUGAGAAAACAUUUCCCGAUGGUAAAACGGCUUAUGUUUUGACUUCAGAUCAUGGUAUGACGGAUGCAGGUUCUCAUGGCGCUGGUGCAAACUAUGAAACCGAGACUCCAUUUUUCAUCUGGGGUGCAGGUGUCAAACACAAAUCCUACAGUUCACAAAACAAUAGAUCAUCACUAUUUGAAUUGGAACAGGCUCAAAUGGCACCCAUAAUGUCUGCACUUCUGGGUAUAGCUACACCCAUGAAUAACUUCGGGGUAUUACCCCAAGACCUCAUUAAUGCCUCUCAACUUUAUCUACUACAUGCCACACAAAGUAAUGCUCAUCAGUUAUACAAUCAAUAUAAAUCAUUGUUGCAAGAACAUGAAAAAGGUUUAUUUAACAAAUUUCUGCCCAAAUUUAAAAUGGAUAUCGAUUUUGAGGAAUAUUUGGUGACACAAAGCACCUAUGAAGAAGAAAAACUAGCUAUUUACAACAGCUACAAACUAAUGUAUUCAGCCUUAAAAGGUAUAGACUAUUAUUUCAGUUAUUAUCGUGAGCUAUUAUUAACAGCAACGACAGCAACUUUUAUUGUCUGGUUGGGUUAUUUACUUAAAUUAUUAGGUCAGGUUAAUACUACUGUUACUAGAUUGUCUAAGAAGAGUAAUUUUGCUUUUAGUUGGAAAUGUUUUCUUUUAUCAUUUCUGUUCUUAAUAACUCUUAUAUUUUGUUUAUUGCAAAAGUUAAGCUGGAGUAUAACCUUUUAUCUUAUACUGCCUUUUGUGGUGGCCAGCUUAUUUAUAACAAAACGUGGUGCUAUUUUAUUAUUUGAUAACAAAUUAGGUUUAACAAAAUUCCAUUUAUUCCUACUGUUACUAUGUGCUGAACUUUUGGUUUAUACUUUUUUCGAUAGACGAGCUAUUUCUUUGGGAUUUCUAGUAUUUGCUUUACAAGAUAAAAUUUCCUUGAAAUUCUUUAAACAAAAACUAAAAUUUUAUAUAAGUUUUAUUUUAUCUUUGAUUUUAUGUAUAUUUCCCUUACUGCCCAUCUCGGUGGGUUAUUCCAAUAAUGCUCUACUAUAUGCUGGUAUAUUUGUCACUUUCUUAAGACCAUUUUUGGUAAAAAAUUCCAUAACAAUAAUAGAUAAAUUAAUAGUAUUUGUAGCUUUAAUUAAUAAUAUAAUCUGUGUUUAUAUGCACUCUCAGCAAUUAGGUGUUAGUGUUAUAUCCCACAUAAUAUCCUGGUUUUAUCUUUUAUAUGUUUUUAUGUCUCUAGUCAAACCCAGUGCUCUAACACUUAAACAACGUUUAGAGAAAUUUAUAUUUUUUUUAACUAGUCUUUAUUGUUUAUUUUGCACUUCGUAUGAAUCCUUGUUUAUUUUACUCUUAAUUUCCGAAUUAAUUUUAUCUCUAGACUGUUCCUUGACAAAAAAUAAUUUAAAUACCCCCUCAUCCCUUCUCACCAAUACUCUACACAUUUCCCACUGCUUUCGUUUGGCUUUUAUAAUUUUACUUUAUACCUUUUUCUCUUUUUUUGGCUCUGGCAAUAUAGCCUCGGUAAGCUCUUUUGAUCCCAAUAUUAUACGUUGUUUUCUAGCCACUUUUUCUCCUUUUGUUAUUAUGUUUUUGGUUAUUCUAAAAUUGAUUAUACCCAUUUUACUUAUUAUUUCCAUUAUAUUCGCCUUAACUCCCUUAGCUUUGCAAUACGAACGUCAAAUAUUUAUUUGCCUCUUAAUCGUUUGCGACAUUAUGGGUUUAAACUUUUUAUUUUUAGUUAAAAAUCAGGGCUCUUGGCUAGAAAUCGGUACCUCCAUAUCACAUUUUGUUAUUAUGCAAGUGACAACACUGGUUUUAGUAUUAUUUGUUAAUUUAGCGAAAUUUUUAUUGAAAAUUCAGGUCUCAUCGGGUUUUGAGGAAAAUUUUGUGAAACUUAAAUAAAUUUAUAUUUAAUAAAAUAUAUAUUUUUUACAAAACUUUUUGUAUUUAAUGUAAAUUUAUUUUUUUUUUGUUUUAUCUAUAAUUUUGUGAAAUAAAUUUUUU
Messenger RNA from Lucilia cuprina (Australian sheep blowfly), 2857 nucleotides. RefSeq names its product GPI ethanolamine phosphate transferase 1 (gene PIG-N). Gene Ontology annotation, molecular function: mannose-ethanolamine phosphotransferase activity. Gene Ontology annotation, cellular component: endoplasmic reticulum membrane. Lineage: Eukaryota; Metazoa; Arthropoda; Insecta; Diptera; Calliphoridae. The record is from RefSeq and is a predicted model, not a curated record. The coding region runs from base 128 to 2755 and encodes 875 amino acids. The transcript has 2 exons. Gene Ontology annotation, biological process: GPI anchor biosynthetic process.